AUGGAAAGACCCAUGGUUCCGACAUGGAGAACCGAACCGGUUUAUCGGCCAACGGAGACGCCGCGUGAACCUAUGGAGUUUCUCGCUAGCUCCUGGAGUGUCUCAGCUCUCGAAGUAUCCAAAACCGAAGAAGAACCCAUCCCGGGCGACGGUGAUACUGAGGAGAACGGACUUGUCUCCGGAAACCCUUUCUCAUUCGCUUAUUCAGAGACUUCCCAAAUGGUUAUGGAUCGUAUCUUGUCUCACUCCCAAGAAGUGUCACCAAGAACAUCUGGUCGGCUUUCACACAGUAGUAGUGGUCCUCUCAACGGUUCUUUAACCGACAGUCCUCCUCCAGAAUCCGACGACAUCAAGCAGUUUAUUCGAGCAAACAAAAAUUCAGUACUGAACAACAUAAACUCUCAGUUCCGUUCAACGGCGACUACUCCGGGAUCUAUAACCGCCACAGCGACACAAUCCAAGACGGUGGGACGGUGGCUUAAGGACCGAAGGGAGAAGAAGAAAGAGGAGACUCGAGCACACAACGCUCAGAUUCACGCUGCUGUCUCCGUCGCCGGCGUGGCUGCAGCUGUUGCUGCUAUCGCAGCAGCCACCGCCGCGUCUUCGAGCGCUGGGAAGGAUGAGCAAAUGGCUAAAACCGACAUGGCUGUUGCUUCAGCCGCGACUCUUGUGGCUGCUCAGUGUGUGGAGGCUGCUGAAGUAAUGGGAGCUGAAAAAGAGCAUUUGGCCUAUGUUGUUAGCUCCGCCGUCAAUGUUCGCUCUGCCGGUGAUAUCAUGACACUCACCGCCGGUGCAGCCACAGCGUUAAGAGGAGUGGCAACAUUGAAGGCGAGGGCGAUGAAGGAAGUGUGGAACAUUGCAUCAGUGAUUCCAAUGGACAAAGGACUCACUACUUCUGGAGGAGGCAGCAACGUUAAUAAUGGUAGCAAUGGAAGCUCAAGUAGUAGUCACAGUGGCGAGCUUAUACAAGAGGAAAAUUUCUUGGGAACUUGUAGCCGAGAAUGGCUCGCCAGAGGUUGUGAACUUCUCAAACGUACUCGCAAAGGUGAUCUCCACUGGAAAAUAGUUUCUGUUUACAUAAACAAGAUGAAUCAGGUUAUGUUGAAAAUGAAGAGCAAGCAUGUUGGAAAAACCUUCACCAAGAAGAAAAAGAACAUUGUUCUUGAAGUGAUCAAGAAUGUCCCCGCCUGGCCUGGACGACAUUUGUUAGAGGGAGGAGAUGAGCUUAGAUACUUUGGUUUGAAGACGAUUCUGCGAGGUGAUGUGGAAUUCGAGUGCAAGAGCCAAAGGGAGUAUGAUAUGUGGACACACGGUGUCUCAAGGCUUAUUGUUAUUGCUGCUGAGAGGAGAUUUAGGAUAUGA
Messenger RNA from Eruca vesicaria subsp. sativa (arugula), 1362 nucleotides. The record is from the annotation of a GenBank genome assembly. NCBI's taxonomy places the organism in Eukaryota, Viridiplantae, Streptophyta, Magnoliopsida, Brassicales, Brassicaceae.